This is a messenger RNA of Anopheles nili, 1464 nucleotides long. RefSeq names its product bifunctional phosphoribosylaminoimidazole carboxylase/phosphoribosylaminoimidazole succinocarboxamide synthetase (gene Paics). The coding region runs from base 87 to 1370 and encodes 427 amino acids. Gene Ontology annotation, biological process: 'de novo' IMP biosynthetic process. The transcript is spliced from 3 exons. Lineage: Eukaryota; Metazoa; Arthropoda; Insecta; Diptera; Culicidae. The record is from RefSeq and is a predicted model, not a curated record. Gene Ontology annotation, molecular function: phosphoribosylaminoimidazolesuccinocarboxamide synthase activity.
CAACCACUGACGCACUUCUCUGCUAGUGUUGGCUGCUCACCGCUAAUCGCUGUCUAACUCACUCCAAUUGAGGCAACCAAUCAAACAUGGCGAGCGUUACAGAAGUCGGCAACAUCAAGCUCGGUAAGCUGCUGAUCGAGGGCAAAACGAAGCAGGUGUACGAUGUCCCGAGCAUGCCGGGUCACUCGAUCCUGCUGAACAAGGACCGCAUCACCGCCCACAACGGUGUCCGGGCGCAUGACCUCGAGGGCAAGGCGAAGAUCUCCAAUCAAACGAACGCGAAAGUGUUCACGCUGCUCAACAAGGCUGGCCUGCGGACCGCUUUUGUCCGCAUGGUGUCUGAUAACGCUUUCCUGGCACGCAAAUGUGACAUGGUACCGAUCGAGUGGGUAACCCGCCGGCUCGCGACUGGUUCGUAUUUGAAGCGGAAUCCGGGCGUGAAGGAGGGUUACCGGUUCGCACCGGCGAAGGUUGAGACGUUCUUCAAGGAUGAUGCCAACGAUGAUCCGCAGUGGAGUGAGGAACAGAUCGUGUCCGCUGGUUUCAAGGUGAAUGGUGUGACGAUUGGCCAAGAUGAGGUGGACAUUAUGCGCCAGACGACCGCGCUCGUGUUUGAGGUGCUGGAGAAGGCAUGGGCCACCCGUGAUUGCGCCCUGAUCGAUAUGAAGAUCGAGUUCGGUGUGGAUGGCGAUGGUCAGCUGUUGGUGGCGGAUGUGAUUGAUUCGGAUUCGUGGCGUCUCUGGCCGUCGGGUGAUAAGCGCCUGAUGGUGGACAAGCAGGUGUACCGGAAUCUGGCGAAUGUGACCGCUGCUGAUCUCGACACGGUUAAGCGUAAUUUCGUGUGGGUAAGCGAUCAGCUAGAUGGUAUGGUUACGGCCAACGAUCACCUGGUGGUUGUGCUGAUGGGUAGCGCCUCUGAUCAGGAGCAUUGCGAAAAAAUCGCCAAACACUGCUCGGCGCUCGGGCUCAACGUGGAGCUGCGUGUCACGUCCGCUCAUAAAGGAACACAAACCACGCUGCAUAUGGUCAGCGAGUACGAAAGCGUGCUGAGCAAGCUGGUGUUCAUCACCGUUGCUGGUCGCUCGAACGGGCUCGGACCGGUGCUGUCCGGCAACACGAACUAUCCCGUCAUUAACUGUCCACCAGUUAAGCCGGAUAAUGUGAGCCAGGACGUGUGGUCCAGCCUGAAUCUGCCGUCCGGGUUGGGUUGCGCGACCGUACUGUACCCGGAAGCGGCUGCUCUGCAUGCUGCACAGAUUGUGGGCAUGGGCAAUUUCAUUGUCUGGAGCAAGCUGCGCGUGAAGCAGCUGGACAACUACGUGAACUUGAUCCUGGCCGAUAAAAAGAUGCGAGGAGUGCGCAAAAACUAACCUACUCGCCACCAAACAGGCUCAAUUUUGUUUUUUUAAGUUUUUUUAUGUUCUGUAAUUUCAACCAUAGAAUAAAUAACAUUUAAUCUUCUAC